This is a messenger RNA of Clonostachys byssicola, 702 nucleotides long. The record is from the annotation of a GenBank genome assembly. Lineage: Eukaryota; Fungi; Ascomycota; Sordariomycetes; Hypocreales; Bionectriaceae.
AUGCACUUCCUUCAGGCUCUCGCAGUUCUCAGCGGCGCGCUGAUCAGCAGCUGCAAUGCUCAGAUCGGCCCCCAGCUUGCCCCUCGCGAUAGCUGGGGAGGCGCUGUCAGUCUUGGGCCAACCACUUCGACCAUCAAGAAGGCGGUGACGACUAUUAUUCCGGGCGCUGCACCACCGACGCAGAACGGAGUCCUCUUUCUCUGGCCUGGUAUGUCCAACGGAACUGGUGAUCUUGUUCAGACAACGCUUGAGUCUUGGCCUGACAACAGCUGGUGUGGUGCCACGUCUGGUCAGUGGUGCGUUCGAGCCUCGCUUUUUGGCUGGUUCGGGCAGCUGGAUGGCCCAGCUAGCCCCGUGAGCGCCAACCAGAAGGUCAAGAUUGUCUAUACCCUUCAAAGCGACAAUGACACCUGGAAGCAAGAUGUUACUGAUGCUGAUACUGGCGCUGUUUUGAGCACCUUCUCCUACAAGUCUGGUCCUUAUAUGCGCGGAUAUGGCACUGGAACUGAGUGUAACGACGGCUGCUCUGGAACCAUCGCGGAACAGCGUUAUAUCAAUACCGAGAUCACCCUGGCUGGCGGAGAUAAGAACUUUGGCAAGACAAUCGCAACGUCUCAAGGUGCUACCUACUCAGGACUGGCGAGCAAUAGCGACGGAUCGGUGUGGACAAUUUCUGAGAUUCGUAUCCCGAAGAUGGUUUAA